AUGUUUUACCUAGACAUAUCCUUCUUCCUCCAAGAAAUGGAAAAGGCUCAGGCCAUUCAUUAGCAUUUCUCUACAACCCUAAGAAGUGGAAUACUAUUGGCGUUCCUUUAAAUAUUUUCUUGCCAAGAAUCUCAAUAUCCUGAGUUACAAUAAAAGGUGUGCUUUUUCUCAGUGGAGGUUCAAUUCUUAGAUUUUCCUAAGCAACCAGAAAAAAAGAUUAGAAAGUGCAGUUGCGGUAGUUUAAGUUGCUGCUAACAUGAAUGUGCAACAUUCAUCGAUCAUUAAGCUCUCAUUAUCCUUAAAAAGAUCAUCAUGUAAUAGCAUGUUCAAAAAGUCGUGGUGAAUGUCUUCAGGCUUGAGUGCCUUAUUUUUCUCUCUUCUCAAAUUUAUCAUAUCAAGUAUGAAUCUUCUCAUAGUUACGGAGUUCUCCAACAAUUCCGUCUCAGCUUUGCCUACCUCUUAUAUGAGAAAGUAUUUAAGUUUUACUACUUCUAUUGGUAUUACAAAAGGCAAGGUCUUAAAUCUACUGCUUUUCCUAUGCCAUUUGUUGGAAAUCUUUUCAAAUUGAAGCACGUCUUUGAGACUUCAGAUAAAUACAGUUUAACUCCUUUUGAAGAGUAUUGGAAAAGAUAGUUUGGGGAUGACGUACCACCAGUUUUCAGUGAUCACAGAAUACCAGAGGGAUCUGUUGUGUUCUCAGACCCCAAUUAUGUGAAUGAUGUUUUCACAACAAAAUCAAGAUACAUGGAGAAACAUCCAAAGUUUCACAGACUUGUUUGGAAUUUAUUCAGAGAUUCUGUUUUCUUUGUGAAAUCCACAGAAACAUGGGUAGAAAAAAGAAAGCAUCUAUCAACUGCCUUCUACAAAGAUAAGAUUAACAUAAUGAUUGCAACUGCUAUUGAUGUUUGCAAACAUAGAGUUGAUAAGUUAAGGCAGUAAGUGAAAGAAAAUGGCGGAAGCCUAGAAAUGAGUCUCAAUUUGUUUGUCUAGGAAGUUAUUGACGAUGUAAUAUAAGCUUGCGUUUUUGGACAAAAAAGUCUUGAAAGAAAGCUAUAGUACAACGUAUAUGGUUAAGAAUAAGAGCUAUCUGCUGGAACAUGCUUCAGAAUUGCAUUCCAUACAUUCAUAGAUAGAUAUAUUAAGGUCUUCAGAUAACUUACUGAUUUGUUUGACUCGAUAGCUGUUGACAAAGAUGAAAAAGUAAUCUUUGAGAACGGUAAUAGACUUAGAAAUUAUGUAUCUUAGAUGGUUAUCAAGAGAAGAGAAGAAAUGAAUGACCCCAAUUUCUAGUCACAAGGGGAUUUCUUGACUUUACUGUGCUAGGAUCCAUACUUCGAUGAUGAAACAAUUAUUACAGAGUGCACAACCUUCUUGGCUGCAGCUAAUGUUACUAACUCUAUAACUGUAACAAAUGCUAUGUUCUAUUUAAUGAGAGAUAGACAUAUUUUGGAGAAGGCUAGAGUAAAAUGCAGCACAUAAUUCAAGACUACAAGAGAGGGUCUUAAAGAAUUCACUGCUGAAUAAUGGAAAGCAGUAAUGAACUAUGAUGGGCAGUAUCCAUUUACUGAGCAAGUCAUAUUAGAAUCUUUAAGAAUCAAUCCACCAGUAACAUUUUCAAGCCCCCACUACUUUGUAGAGGAUACAGUUAUCAAUGGAGUUAAAGUCCACAAGGAUUCCUAAUGGCACAUUUGGAUGAGUGCUCUUCAUCACAACCCAAAAGAAUGGAGAGAGCCAGAGAAGUUUAUUCCUGAAAGAUUUGAUCCUGAAUCUGAGUACUACCUGACUCCUGCAGGUAAAAAGAGACAUCCUAUGUCUUUUGCUCCAUUUUUCGGAGGAAAGAGAAUUUGUAUCGGCAAAACCUUUGCUCAGCAUAUUCUGACAAGUAUUCUAACCAUCUUGAUCAAUCAACUUGAUUAUGAACUAGCUGAUGAGAGUUUAUAUCACAGAAAACCAUCAAACACAUUCUUGCAGUAGGAAUUCACCUACAAAGUAAGAGCUAAGGAACUCUAGUGA
This is a messenger RNA of Stylonychia lemnae, 2013 nucleotides long. The record is from the annotation of a GenBank genome assembly. Lineage: Eukaryota; Ciliophora; Spirotrichea; Sporadotrichida; Oxytrichidae.